Xenopus laevis (African clawed frog) is the source of this 1923-nucleotide messenger RNA. RefSeq names its product dynein axonemal intermediate chain 2 S homeolog (gene dnai2.S). Gene Ontology annotation, molecular function: dynein light chain binding; dynein heavy chain binding. Gene Ontology annotation, biological process: microtubule-based movement; outer dynein arm assembly; cilium movement. The record is from RefSeq and is marked provisional. Gene Ontology annotation, cellular component: outer dynein arm; axoneme; dynein axonemal particle. Lineage: Eukaryota; Metazoa; Chordata; Amphibia; Anura; Pipidae.
GAGUCUGUGUAAGGCACCAUGGAGAUUGUCUAUGUGUAUACACGGAAGAGAAGCGAAUUUGGACGUCAAUGCAACUUUUCGGAUCGUCCAGCAGAGCUACAUGUUGAUAUACUUCCUGAUCCUAGCCAAGCCUUAAACUUUAUAGAGAGAAAUCCGUGUGAUGUUGCUAUUCAGUGCUCUCAUGAUAUGUCUGAACAUGAGGUUAAUACAGAGAGGUAUGAGAUGGAAGCCCAUGGAAUAAACCAUGUGGAAGGUGGCUGGCCCAAAGAUAUAAAUCCACAGGAAAUGGAACAGACUAUUCGUUUUCGUAAGAAGGUGGAGAAGGAUGAUCACUAUGUAACAACCAUUUCACAGUUGGGCAGUGUGAUGGAGCACUGCAUCAAGCAAAACAAUGCUAUCAAUAUAUAUGAAGAAUAUUUUGAAGAAACUGAGGAACUGGAAGGGAUUGAUGAAACUCCCUCAGCCAACACAGUGAAUGUAUUCAGAGACCCCAAUGAAAUCAAACGUACAGCCACACAUCUGUCAUGGCACCCAGAUGGUAACAGAAAGUUGGCUGUGGCCUACUCCUGCCUGGAAUUCCAGCGGGCACCCAAAGAUAUGAACUUUGAAUCAUAUAUCUGGGAUAUUGAGAUCCCAAAUAAGCCAGAACUGACCCUAAGGCCAGCCUCCCCACUUGUAUGCUUGGAAUACAAUCCGAAGGAUUCACAUGUUCUGAUCGGGGGAUGCUACAAUGGCCAGAUUGCCUAUUGGGACACACGCAAAGGUGGAAAUCCUGUAGAGUCAACUGUCAUUGAGUACAGCCACAGGGAUCCUGUGUACAAGGUCAUCUGGCUUCAGUCAAAAACUGGCACAGAAUGUUUCUCUGCAUCUACAGAUGGCCAGAUCUUAUGGUGGGACAUACGAAAACUAAGUGAACCAACAGAGAAAUUAAUACUAGAUAUCUCCAAGAAAGAAAACAUUGACAAUGCAUUGGGUGCUGUGUCCAUGGAGUUUGAGCCUACUUUGCCAACCAAGUUCAUGGUGGGAACAGAGCAAGGCAUGAUUGUUUCUUGCAACAGAAAAGCCAAGACUCCACCUGAAAAAAUUGUCUGUACAUAUGGUGGGCAUCAUGGGCCCAUAUAUUCUAUACAGAGGAACCCAUUUUUUCCUAAAAACUUUUUGACAGUUGGAGACUGGACGGCAAGGAUCUGGUCAGAGGAUUGCCGAGAAUCCUCUAUCAUGUGGACAAAAUACCACACAAGUUACUUAACUGAUGCAUGCUGGAGCCCAACACGCCCAACUGUGUUCUUGACCACCAAGAUAGAUGGGACUCUAGAUGUGUGGGACUAUAUGUAUAAACAGAACAACCCCAGUCUAAGUCUGAAGGUCAGCGAUGAACCCCUCUAUAACAUAUGCAUGCAGGACAAUGGGCGAUUUGUGGCCUGCGGUUCCAAAAUGGGAGUAACCACACUAAUGGAGUUGUCAAAAGGACUGUAUACUCUACAAAGAAAUGAAAGAAACCUUGCUUCUGCAAUGUUUGAGAGAGAGACCAAGAGAGAGAAGAUCCUAGAGGCGAGGCACCGUGAGAUGAGACUUAAGGAGCGCAGCAAGGCAGAGCCAGGGGAGGAAGUUAAGGAUGAAAAGCCAGCAGAAGAUAUGAAAGAGAUAAUUGCUAAUGCUGAGAAAGAUUUUUUUGAGAACAUUGAGGCUGAGCUUAAGCGAAAAGAGCAACAGGAAAUUAAGCAGUCUGAGGAUGAACAUCAGGAAAAAGAGGUGUCUGAGGAGAAAAUUGUACAUGAAUAAAUGGUUUAUUCUACAGUCUGGGACUAAUUAGAACUAUGUGAGGAUAUUUUCAAUAAUUCAUUGUAUUACAUUUGUUCAUAAUGUCUGUAUUUUUGUAUAUCACAAACAAAAAUAAAAAAAUUGACGUUCUCUGCAAAAUGA